Molecule: messenger RNA, 1457 nt
Organism: Medicago truncatula (barrel medic)
Lineage: Eukaryota; Viridiplantae; Streptophyta; Magnoliopsida; Fabales; Fabaceae
Product: E3 ubiquitin-protein ligase SINA-like 10
Exons: 4
Coding region: 26-1066 (346 amino acids)
Molecular function (GO): zinc ion binding; protein binding
Source: RefSeq, a predicted model, not a curated record
UCUUAAUCCUAUUUUAUACUGGCAUAUGAUAAAACAAGGAGGAGUAUAUAGGACCACGGACGAGCAAAGAGCAAAACCUGAAGCAGCCGGAGUCUUCAAUUUCUAUUCAAAAGGGGUAAUGGAGUCUCUGAUGAUUUCCGAACCUAAUUUGCUUGAUUGCUGCAAAUGUUUUGAACCCUUAACUAUUCCCAUCUUUCAGUGUGAUAAUGGUCAUAUUGUUUGCUCUACCUGCUGUACGAAACUUAAGAACAAGUGUCACGAGUGCUCAUUGCACAUUAGCUCAAAACGUUGCAAAGCCAUUGAGAAUCUAUUGCUAUCUAUCAAAAUGUCAUGUUCGAAUGCAAAGCAUGGUUGUAAGGAGAAGAUAAGUUACACCGAUAGGAAGCAUGAAGAAGAAUGCGUCUACGUACUAUGUUACUGCCCCCUUUCAGGAUGUGACUUUGCUGCAUCAUCAGAAGUGUUGUCCAACCAUUUCAGGCAUAAACAUGGGGAUUCUAUAAUCAAAUUUUCUUAUGGUUACUCCUUCACUGUCUCCUUGAAGUCUAAUGAUGAAAUUAUUGUUCUUCAAGAGGAAAAUGAUGGUAAACUAUUUAUUCUCAAUAAUAGAACUACGCUUUUGGGAAAUGCAGUCAAUCUUUGCUGCAUUGGUCCUAACUCUUCUGAGUCCAACUAUAAUUAUGAUAUAUUGGCUAGGUCUCAGAAUUGCAUACUGAAAUUACAGUCUUUUGCGAAGAACGUCCAACAAGUUACUUUAGCAACUCUUUCAUCAGAGUUGCUUGUGAUUCCAUUUGGUUCUUCUGAACCUCUCAAGCUAGAUAUUUGCAUAACCCGCACGAUACAAAUCUACAUAAUGACCCAGACUAGUAGGAGGUACCCUCUAAGGGUUGAAAGUUCAGACACAAUAAUCGAUGUGAAGAAGAAGAUUCUUGACAAGGAAAAUAUCCCGGUGCACCAGCAACGUUUGAUCUUUGGCGGUAAGGUACUAGAUGAGGACCGGACCCUUGUCGAUUACAACAUCAAAGAGAAGUCAACCAUCCACGUCUGCCUCCGCCUCCUUGGGAACUAGAUCCGAGCGCAGGCAACAAUCAACCUCAUCGUCCGCCAUCGUCGACGACCCUUAUCAUGAAGACAAUCGCACUAUAAGUAGAGAAGUCAUGCAUUAUUGAUAAAACAUAGAGUCUUCGACUUUUGCUUUUCUUAUUUAUAUUUUUUUUGGUGUUUGACUUUUGUUAUUUUUUGUUGUCUUUAGCUCUAUAAUAAUUUUUUACUGGGGAUGAUUUUCAAAAAUUGAAGAAACCUAUUUACUUUUCAACAUAAGUUGAAAUUGUACAGUAAUUCUCACAUAGAUACAUGCAAUGACUCCUGCUUUUGAGUCUGAUUUUAUUGAAAAGAGUCGGUAAUGUAAUGACUUCAGGUUUCAAACCCUUUAUCAAGCUGCUGAAUUCUUGUUUCUCACA